Orbicella faveolata is the source of this 4888-nucleotide messenger RNA. RefSeq names its product contactin-2-like. Gene Ontology annotation, molecular function: protein binding. The record is from RefSeq and is a predicted model, not a curated record. Lineage: Eukaryota; Metazoa; Cnidaria; Anthozoa; Scleractinia; Merulinidae. Gene Ontology annotation, biological process: cell-cell adhesion.
AGUUUUUUCUGCGGAAAAAAUACUAAGUUAGAUAGGGCAUAAAAAUAGAUUAUUUCAAUUAACUUUGGCCAAAUUUGCGGGGUACAGUGCUUACACAAAACAGAACUACACGUUUAAUUAAUGCACGACCACACGAAAAACUCCAAAAGACAAAAACGUUGCGAUAAAUUUAAUUCACGACAAGAUGCGAUAAUCAAAACUGAUAGGAUGUUCAAAGUUCCUGUUCGUGGACCAGUUACAAGGCGACACAUAACGAGAGGAACGGUGCCAAGAGGAGCGCGGCGAAUAAAAUAACCCCCAACAAUCGCAGUAUAAUUUGGUAGGAAGUGAAAGCUGUAAUAAGGAGGACAAUCUCGGGCAAACAAUUGGAUAAAAGCAAUCCAUACAAAAGUGUUAAUUGAUCUAUGUAAAUGUAUCAAGACGGCUUCAGGACAUCUGGCACGGAGAAUAAUUUGCUCAAGAUAACCUGACCCCCUCCAUAACAUUAACAUUUAGAUAUUAGUCGUGCUGCUGUUGAGAUCAAGCUCGUUUGUUUCGAACGAAUUCUCAACUUGUGCCUGCGGUUGUUCUUAAGAUAUGUAAUCGUGAUACUCCCAAGAGGAUCGAUUGAAACACUUCAAGCCCAAAGGGAUAGUAUCAAGAAUAGAAAAAAAAAGUUGAAAUACAGCAAGGUAUGAAUCAACUACAAAAUGAGCGUCAGCUGGUGGAAUAAUGUGUUCAUCAUUAAGUUACUUGCGCUACUACUGCUCUUGAAAGUUGGUAGUACCCGAAAACCAGUCAUUCUCAGCGAGCCUCAAGAUGUCACCGUAGUAUCGACCAGUUUCUCCCUUCUGUGCAUCAAGUCCCCAGACUCCACUGUCACUUGGUAUCACAACGACAAGCAAGUCAAUACUGUGCGGAAUAACCACAUACACGUAACUAGUGAUGGGUCUAUACUUGUCAAGAACGCACUGGAAGGUAGAGAUGACGGCUCGUACUACUGUCUGGUGUCCAACAGGAAAGGGGCAAUCAUUAGUCGGACGGCAAGGGUUAAAUUUGCUUAUCUUAAUCCAUUCACUGGUGUCGGCGACUGGGGUGUUGACGGCGAAGAGGGAUCGCAUCUCAUCAUAAGAUGCAAUGCUCCAGACUCUUUUCCACACCGUACAAUCAAAUGGACGAAAGGGGGGAAUCAGCUGCCGAGCCAGUCACCACGCCGAGCUAUCAGCCAAGAGGGGGGCCUGCACUUUGCUUUUCUAGAGAAGUCAGAUGCAGGAGUUUACGUAUGCACUGUCACUAAUGUGUUCAUAACCAAGAAAGUUGUCAGAACGGUUUCUCUUUUUGUAUCGCCAGGACAAGUUCCACUGAACAAGCCACCAAGUGUAUCUGAUGAUUUCAGCGCGCCAAGGACGGCCAUAAAGGGAGAACAAUUUGUCCUAGAGUGUAUUGUUUACGGCAGACCAGUCCCCAGAAUCAAACUGGUAAAGAAAGGAAUCCAUGCGCCGUUAGGAAAAACGACAGGGAACGUCAACAGACUGGUGAUCGACAGCUUUGGUCCCGAUGACGCAGGGAAGUACAAAUGCAGGGCCAGUGACAAGGCAGGACAGUCAGACACAAAAACUACAGUAAUAAGAAUGGAAGCUAAACCGGAGUGGAUCCUGAAGCCAAGGCACACUACAGCAGGAUCGAACACCACAGUCACCAUACCCUGUAUCGCCUUCGGAAUACCAAGAACAACAUACACGUGGUUCUUGAAUGGAAAACCCCUCAUAUGGACAAACAGACACAACAUUACUGGUGGAAACUUGACAAUAAAAGACUUGACACGUCAAGACAAUGGCAUGUACCAGUGUUUUGUUAACAACAAACAUGGCCAGUUACAUGCCGAUAUUGAGCUCACUGUUUCAGAAAUUCCUGCUGGAUUUGGCCCAGGCAGCAAAGUUCCACAACCCAACACAAAUGUACUUAUCCACACAAGUGUUGAGCUGACAUGUCGACCAACAGGAGAACCCAAGCCUACCAUUCGCUGGCUCUUCAAUGGCUCUUUGAACCUCAAAAGCAACAGCAGGUUUCGGAUUUUGUCAAAUGGAAAUUUAAGAAUCAGUAAUGUUACGAAAGUAGACUCCGGCUAUUACAUCUGCGAGGCUUCUAACAGACUGGGCAAAGCUGCAAGGAAGGGACAUCUCAACGUCCUCGACUACAUCAUCUUCACCAAAAACAUGAAUCGAUCGACUUCAGUUGUCCUCGGGCGAGACAUCAGGAUUAUGUGCGGUGUAAAAACAAUUGGUGCAAUAGAGGUCACAUUUCAGUGGUCCAGAUAUGUUGUCCCAAUCGUGUCUAACAAUCACGUGCAAAUCACCAGAACAGAGAGCAUGGACCGUCUGUCGCAUACCAGUGACAUGAGGGGCUACUUGAAAAUCACUGGCGCCCAGUACUCUGACUCAGGCCUCUACACCUGCCAGAUAGUGGGCAGCAAAAAGACCAUUGCUGUCAAGAACGUGAUACUGAAAGUUAAAGGUCCUCCUGAUCCACCGACAAACGUGAAUAUCAACUAUGGAAAAACCAGAGGAGAAUUUAUCAAUGUAACCUGGACCUUGGGCAAAUCAAAUGAUAGUCCAAUAAAGAAAGUCAUCAUUGAACACACGACACAGUUUGCGCCCAAAAUAUGGCACGUGAUUGUUGAGGAAACUGAACCCGAGAAGGGCUGGACACAAAUAGCACUGUCUCCAUGGGUACGCUAUACGUUCCGUGUUGUCUCUAUCAACGACGUUGGAAACAGUACACCAAGCGCUCUGUCCCCUAGUUUCCAAGCCCCUUCUGCAGCUCCCAGCAAAUAUCCUAGCGAGGUGAGAACCGAAGGAACAUCCCCCUCUACACUAAAGAUCACGUGGCAACCCCUUCCACCCAUCGACCACAGCGGGCCUGGGUUUUACUAUGUUGUCUAUCAUCAAAGGGCUGAUGGUAAAGGACAGCUGUCUAGGAGUGACGUCAAAAAUGACACAUCAAUUCAUGUAAUGGGUGCGGAUUACUACGUGAAAUACAUGAUUCAAAUACAAGCUGCUAAUGAUAUUGGCUUUGGACCCAAAAGCCCAGUUGUUUUCGGUUACUCGGGAGAAAAAAUACCAGUGGGGUCUCCAAGAGAUCUUGAUGUCCGUAUAACAUCACCGACAUCAGCUUAUGCAACCUGGACCGGAGUCUCAGAUACAAGGCAGGCAGUGCGUGGCAAAUUGUUAGGCUACAAGGUGUAUUUCUGGAAGGCUCCAAGUGGUCAGAUACCUCCACCCCAAUCAGAAUACAAGGCGACAAUUGACACAUCUACAACCUUACAUCUGCAAGCGUACACAUCCUACAGGUUUCAAGUUGUUGCUUACAACAGUGUGGGUGAUGGCCCAGCUAGUAAUGUUGUGGGACCCCUAACCACACCCGAGUCAAUUCCAGAAAGGCCACGUGGACUUGCCCUGAUUGUGCAAAACCAAACGUACAUUUUGCUGCAGUGGAGUCCUCCUGAAAGGGCUAACGGCAUCAUCAUUGAUUAUCAAGUUUCUGUCUGGAAAUUGCCAGAAACAGGGGUGGUAAAGAAAUGGCGAACAAAUGACAGUCGCACUGAAUUAAGAAUGCCCCAGCUCAAUCCACAGGACACCUACAGAGUCUCAGUACUGGCUGUAAAUAGAAUCGGCAAGGGUCCACCAGUGUUAGCAACUUUUGAUCUAACAGCAGCACCUGGAGGCCCACCCCGCAAUGUGACAGCAGAGUUUAAGGACAUGAACCAGGAAAUAUUGUUAACGUGGAAAAGUUCACUGACAGAUAUCGAAGGAUUCCGGAUAUUUUACUGGAGUACUAGGAGAGACAUGCAAACUGUCGAUGUUGCAAAGUCGAAAAGAAGAGAGCAAAUCCCACUAUUGGGUCGGGAGAACGAGAACGUUUAUCAUUUCCAGGUGGCAGCCUUUAAAGUAAUACAUGGAGGUCACUACAUCCUUGGUCCAAAAUCGAAAAAAGUCAGCGCUGGGAAAGUUCAAAUGCAAGCACGAAGAACAAAGUCGUCAGGAAGUGUCGAUGGCAGUCCAAGAACUUUGCUUCUUUUUUGUCAUCUUCUCUUCUUUAUUAGUCUGCAAUGGCUGCAGGCCAGAUAACACAUCAAAGAGAGAGAGAAAGGUGUCUUAAUUCCAUGACCCAGUGUAAAUCUCUCGGAGGGACCGAGCAAGCGACGAGAAAAGCUGUCAAACUGAAGAGUGAAGAAAAAAUGGGCUUUACUAAAAGCGUGGGCCGCUUAAUUUGGAAAUCUCCCGAGAAAAAAAAUCACUUGACGAUUGUAAAACUACUACCCGUGAAGUAGUCGAGACUGAAAUACGGAGAUUUAUUACCUGAAAGCGACAAUGUUAACAAUGUUUCAAAGUCAAGAAACGAUAUUUCAGAGUCAAGAAACAAAAACAAUAUGAGCACAAGUGAAAUAAAAACAGUUAUUCCACUUGCUACAAAUACAGUCGAGUACAUUGCUGCAGAUGACAACAGAAGAAAUUUGCUUACUUCCACGCAAUGGAGAAAAGGAACCUCUCAGGAUGUGACGAGUUAUCGUGAAUAUUUUAAUAUUUAACUCAGAUAAUGAUAUCAUUUAAUACUCUUAGUUGUGUAACAUAACUAUCUUUUCUAAUAUCUAACAAAUAAUGACUGCACACAGACCGGAUCCCCAGAGUUCUUGACGGUACAAUUUUUCUCUCUACCAGAGCCAUUGCGGAUUUGAAUUCCUUUGUUGAUGGUUAUCUGCUAGACUUUUUCAGUCUGCCAAAACAUAGGGAGAGACCGUUAUUUUUUUUGAGCCGGGGGGAGGUUAGGUAAUUUUCUCAGGCAUUAAUUUUUUUUCUAACCUUUUGGUUGUAUAUGAUUUUUUGGUGGGCAAUGGCUUGUCCGUGGGAGG